AUGGCACAGCCGCCACCCGCGUCCAUCUCGCAAUUGAUAGCCAACGUAAAAGCCAACCUCAGACGACUUCAUGCAGCACGAGGCCGCCAGCGCGCAGACAGCUUCAGCGAUAGCCCAGCGCUCUGGCUCUCACCGUCCACGAUCGUCAGCACCAUGGGCUCCACCAACAAGGUCGCUUCAAUCUCCCAAUACACCACCCGCACACUGGACCAAGAGAUCGACACCGUGGCCAUCUGCCCCGUCCACCCGGACUACAUGAUCGUGGGCACCUACAGCCUCGUCAAGAAGGACGCCCCGACCUCGUACGUGGGCCAAACCCGGCAGGGCAGCCUGCGCGUCAUGACCGUGUCCUCGACAUUCACGCCAAGCUACGCGGGCAUGCUACCCCCCGGCCUCGACAGAGUGGACCUCCCCUGCGCGGCGCUGGACGUGCAUUUCCACGCGGAGGACCCGACGCUGCUGGGCGUCGCGACGAGCAAUGCGUCCAUCGACUUCUACAGGCUCGUCGUUCGAGGGGACGUGCUUGGCAGGAGGGUGACGACGCGACUUCUCCCGCUGGGGAGUGUGCGGGUCGGCGAGGAUGACGAGCACGGCCUCACGCCACUAGUCACGCAGUUUACUUGGUUCGAGGAGAUGCGGCGCACGGGGACGAGAGGCGUCGACGACAUGCUGAUCGUCGCGCUGGCUGCCACGACGAGUUUCGGCGAGACGAGCGUCACGACGCUGAGCAUCCCUGACGUGCGGGACGUGAGUGACCACCGCGUCGGUGGGGAUACGGAUGGCGUCGUAUCGGCGGCGCGGAUCUCGUGUGAUGUCGUGCACAGGCAUGAUCUCGAGGCGUGGACUGUAGCGAGCAUCAACAUGCCGUUGUACACCUCGAGCGACAAUGGGGCACAUGUCCAUGGUGGUGACGGCGGCGGUUGCAAGCGCUUGAUCCUCAGUGGCGGGGACGAUAGCGCGGUCGUCGCGAGUUGUGUUUCACCCGCCACGCCAUUCCGGUCGGAUGAAGGGGCCUUUGAAGCCACGCACAUGUGGAAGGAUCGCAGGGAUCAUACCGCCGGUGUGGUUGCCAUACUGCCGCUUACGCCACCACCUCGUGGUGUAUUAGGGAAGGAGAAGGAUCCGAUGCCCCCGCGCACCAUCCCCCUCCUCACCGGCAGCUACGACGAGUUCCUGCGCAUCUUCGAGACCGAUCCCCACGGCUACCGAGCAAGCUUGAAAACCGAACUACGCCUGGAUGGCGGCGUGUGGCGCUUGAAGGUCCUUGACCAGUACACCACAGAUGCAGACACCAGAGCCAACAACGACGCCCACACGGACAGAGGCGGCCGCGCUUGUCAGCACCACCACUACCUGGUCCUCGCGUCUCUAAUGCACGCGGGCGCUGCAAUCGUCCGCAUCACCUACGCUACAGGGAGUGGCGGUGGCGGUGUUUUGCCCAGCUCAGAAGUGCCGCAUAGCGAAGAGACGUGGACAGUCACGCCUCUCGCGACCUUUUCCGCCGGCCACGAGAGUAUGGUCUACUGCUGUGAUGCGCGGCUCGAAAAUGCAAGUCCGGGCAAGGGUAUUCGCAACGACACGUACAACAUGGGGAUUGGGAACGGGAGCGAGAACGUAGACACGAACAUGAUUAGAAAGAUGACAGAGGCGCCUACUUACACUGUUGUGAGCACGAGCUUUUACGACAUGAAGAUCUGUACCUGGACUUUCGUGGAUGAGUUCAAGCUCGAGGCUCAGGCAUAUUCAUGA
Molecule: messenger RNA, 1749 nt
Organism: Cladophialophora yegresii CBS 114405
Lineage: Eukaryota; Fungi; Ascomycota; Eurotiomycetes; Chaetothyriales; Herpotrichiellaceae
Exons: 1
Coding region: 1-1749 (582 amino acids)
Source: RefSeq, a predicted model, not a curated record